Molecule: messenger RNA, 994 nt
Organism: Gadus morhua (Atlantic cod)
Lineage: Eukaryota; Metazoa; Chordata; Actinopteri; Gadiformes; Gadidae
Gene: vsnl1b
Product: visinin-like 1b
Exons: 4
Coding region: 400-975 (191 amino acids)
Molecular function (GO): calcium ion binding
Source: RefSeq, a predicted model, not a curated record
UCAAACAGUUUUGGGUUUCAGAGACAAGAGUUGGGCUCCCUGCAUCCCUCGUGACGAGCAGAGGCACUGCACGCAGAACGGGAGGAAGAGGAGCGCAGCCUCCUCUGAUGCACGCGGGUGACGCCGAGCGCCUCAAUUCGCAUCGCGCAACAACCCAAGACUCGCGUGGGAUCGGUCCCGGCUGCUGUCUCCUGCAUCAUCGGCCCAUAGUGUCGUCUUCCGAAUUCCAGCCCGUUUUUUUUUUCGGGAUUAAAGAAAGCCAAGUGUGUCCGAAUAAUAAUAAUCUAAUCCCAUUUAGACCGUCGCGUUGAUCGAGGAGAGGGGGGCAUCGUACUACCGCACGAGCGAGCGCCGAUUUGCAGCCAUAGAAUCACUGGAUCCAUCCUAAGGAGGAGCACCAUGGGCAAACAGAACAGCAAGCUGACCCCGGAGGUCAUGGAGGACCUGGUGAAGAACACAGAGUUCAACGAGCACGAGCUGAAGCAGUGGUACAAAGGCUUUCUGAAGGACUGCCCCAGCGGCCGCCUCAACCUGGACGAGUUCCAGCAGCUCUACGUCAAGUUCUUCCCGUACGGCGACGCCUCCAAAUUUGCCCAACACGCCUUCAGGACCUUCGACAAGAACAGCGACGGCACCAUCGACUUCCGAGAGUUCAUCUGCGCACUGUCCAUCACGUCCCGGGGCAGCUUCGAGCAGAAGCUCAACUGGGCCUUCAACAUGUACGACCUGGACGGGGACGGCAAGAUCACCCGGGUGGAGAUGCUGGAGAUCAUCGAGGCCAUCUACAAGAUGGUGGGCACGGUGAUCAUGAUGAAGAUGAACGAGGACGGCCUGACGCCGGAGCAGCGCGUGGACCGCAUCUUCUCCAAGAUGGACAAGAACAACGACGACCAGAUCUCUUUGGACGAGUUUAAGGAGGCGGCCAAGAGCGACCCCUCCAUCGUUCUGCUCCUGCAGUGCGACAUGCAGAAGUGAGGGCCCCCCCCCCCCCCCC